AUGCCUGAAGAAAUACUUUUAUCAAAGAUCAGUUCACUGAGAAGGCAGCCACUGCCUCUUUCUGGAUCAACCCAAGGGCAAAGCUCAGAAGUCCUCACUGCGGCGGUCGACGAACCAAGCUCCGACGGCGAGCCCUCGGGCACCCAGGACCAAGAAGCCAACAAUCAAGUCGAUGCCCCCGGAGGCCCAGCCAAUUCAUUCCCGGCUAUAAAUAAAGAUCAAAAUGUCUGGGUAAUCGUUCUGAGUUGCGCCGUACUGAACUUUUUCUUUACCGGGUUCAGCGGAAGCUGGGGCGUGCUGCAGGCCGCCCUGCUGGCCAGCGACGCCGAGUCGUCGUCGGCCUCGACCUUUGCCUGGGUGGGAUCGCUCGCCCUGGCCCUGACCGUCGGCUUCGGCCUCUUGUGGGUGCGGCUGCUGCCCGUCUUGGGCGCCCGCAAGGGAGCCCUCCUGGGCGAGCUGCUCUUCAUCUCGGGCGUCAUUGCGAGCGGCUUCACCACGUCGCAUCUCGACGGCUUGUUUGCUACGGCUGGUCUCCUUGUCGGUACUGGUACUUCGCUCCUCUUUACCGUUACCAAUUGCAUCCCCACGCAGUAUUUUACCGGAAGCGCAGGCGGAAGACUAGGCCUCGCCAACGGCGUCAUCAAGCUGGGCGGCGGCAUCGGAGCCGCCGUCUUCAGCGUCGCGCUAGAGGCCAUGAACCGCCGGCUCGGCAUUGCCUGGACGUUUCGCAUCUUUGGCUUCCUGGCUUUUGCCGUGUCCAUUCCGGCGGCGUGCUUUAUCCGGGAAAAGAUUCCGUUUCGCCGGUCGCCGAUUAUUGACGUGUCCAUGCUCAAGUGCUUGCCUUUUGUCGCCGUCUCCAUCUCUAGUAUGAUUUACGUGUUUGCGCUCUACAUUCCUCCCUAUUACCUGCCGCUAUUUGCCCAGUCCAUCGGAAUGUCUUCCGCCAAGGCCGCCUUGGUCACGGCCGGCUACAACCUCGCCGCAGCGUUUGGUCGAUUUGCAGCUGGUCCUCUAUGCGACUGGAUCGGGGCAUUGAACUCGAUCAUGCUGAUCAUGCUGCUCAAUGCCAUUACACUGCUGGCCAUUUGGCCUGUUUCGACGGCGCCUGCACCGUUGAUUAUAUUCGCCUUGCUCAACGGUGUUGCCAACGGAGGCUUCUUCACGGCCAUGCCCACCGUCUUUAGUGGCUUCUUUGAGCCAAGCAAGGGCACCAUGGCCGUCAGCACUGGUAGUACUGGCUGGACUCUUGGGUAUCUUCUGGGAACUCCUAUUGCCGGUUAUCUUCUCCAGACAUCGGGGUCUGGUAAGAUUUCGCCCAGUGCCUAUCGACCUGCCAUUUUCUACGCCGGUGGCGUGGGUGCGUUAGCCUGUACUUUUGCCUUGGUCGCCCGUCUAUCGUUUAACAAGGCACUCAUCAAAAGGGCAUAA
Pestalotiopsis fici W106-1 is the source of this 1428-nucleotide messenger RNA. RefSeq lists its product as uncharacterized. Gene Ontology annotation, biological process: transmembrane transport. The record is from RefSeq and is a predicted model, not a curated record. Bases 1 to 1428 code for a protein of 475 amino acids. Gene Ontology annotation, cellular component: fungal-type vacuole membrane. Lineage: Eukaryota; Fungi; Ascomycota; Sordariomycetes; Amphisphaeriales; Sporocadaceae. The transcript is spliced from 3 exons. Gene Ontology annotation, molecular function: transmembrane transporter activity.